Molecule: messenger RNA, 1131 nt
Organism: Saprolegnia parasitica CBS 223.65
Lineage: Eukaryota; Oomycota; Saprolegniomycetes; Saprolegniales; Saprolegniaceae
Exons: 3
Coding region: 1-1131 (376 amino acids)
Molecular function (GO): protein binding
Source: RefSeq, a predicted model, not a curated record
AUGGCGAGCGUCGUGCUGACGUCGCCGCAUCUGGCCGCGCUUAUCGUUGGCUUCCAAUUUGGCGUCUACGCCGACGUCCAAAGCCGCUUUCUCGAGGCGAAUGUCUUCGCCAAGGCUGCAUUGGCGACAGCAGGCGACUGGUUCCACAACCGAUAUGUCUUUCCGCCCGGCUUUCGGCCGAUUCGAAGCGACGACGACGCGCCCAUCACGAGCAUCUUUGGCUGUAAGCUUGGCUUGGCGCGCGCUGGUCCCAAUGACGUUCGGUUUCCGCUGCACCUUGCCAUCUACGAAGGCGACGACGCCGCUGUGCGGCGCAUUCUGGCCUGUCGCCCGGACCUUGCCUUCGCCGAGGCCAUCGAGACGGCCUUUCUGUACAACCGCCUCGAGAUUGCGUCGUAUCUCAUGGACCAGCGGCGCUACCUCCCACAGCUCUCGCAGCGAUUCGAGCCGCUGAGAAUGGACGCGGCGUACGGGCCAUGCCUACUGGGCCGGGAGCUGCCGUCGUCGUGCAUUCCGCGUGGCAACGUCAGCCUCAUUCAGCUCCUGCGAACGUACACGACGAUCGGGUGGACGCCAAGCGUUCUCGAGAGCGCGGUGGCCGCCGGCAAGAGCGCGCUGGCAGUGUACCUCUGCACGCACACGCUCCAUGCCCACGGCUUUGCGUGCACGAGCAACACGAUCAUUCACGCUGCAGCGCGCGGUCGUCUCGACGUUGUCCAGUUCCUUGUGGAGCUCGGCGUCGCUGCGCCCCCGUACGCACUCACGCAAGCCGCCGCCAACGGACAUGUCGUCGUCGCCGCCUACUUGCUCGACAAACGCCCGUCCAGCGAUGCCGAGGUCGACGCCGUCUUUGCUGCUGCAGUGCAGCAUGGUCACUUUAACGUGGCAGCGACGCUACUCCGUCGAGCGACCGUGUCACCCAGCGCCGUUCUAACGGCGCUGCGGGAGCGCAACAUCAACGGCGCGCGCUGGCUGCUUGCACAUGGGUUUCCCUUGGAUGCCGCGGCGAUCGACGCGCCUCUACUUGCGACCCACGCGUACUUCCCCAUGCCGCUUCUCUUGUUCUUGUACGAGUGUGGCAUUGCGCUCCGCGCCGAGUGGACGCCCAGUCGAGGGCCGCGCUGGCCGUAG